AUGAGUGAGAGGCGAAGAUCGGCGGUGGCCCUCAGCUCCCGAGCGCACGCUUUCUCGGUAGAAGCCUUGAUCGGGACAAAUAAAAAGAGGAAACUGCGAGACUGGGAGGACAAGGGGCUGGAUUUGUCCAUGGAAAGCCUCAGCCCCAAUGGCCAGCUGGGGGACAAUGAAGACCCGACUCAGUGCCUGGACCUCAACCCCGACUCAGAGCAGAGCACUGGGUCAGACACAGAGGUACUGACAGAAAGGACAUCCUGCUCAUUUGGCUCCCAUUCCGACCUUACAUCUGGUGGCUCAGGCCCUCAGCCUCCUCCGCCUUCAUCCAUGGAAGAGAUCCAGGUAGAGCUGCAGUGUGCUGACCUCUGGAAAAGAUUUCAUGACAUUGGGACAGAGAUGAUCAUCACAAAAGCAGGCAGGAGAAUGUUUCCAGCCAUGAGGGUGAAAAUUACAGGCUUGGAUCCCCACCAGCAGUAUUAUAUUGCCAUGGACAUUGUCCCUGUGGAUAACAAGAGAUACAGGUAUGUGUAUCAUAGCUCCAAGUGGAUGGUGGCUGGCAAUGCUGACUCUCCAGUACCCCCAAGGGUUUACAUCCACCCUGACUCACUGGCUUCUGGAGACACCUGGAUGAGACAGGUGGUCAGUUUUGACAAGCUCAAGCUGACCAACAACGAGCUUGAUGAUCAAGGCCAUAUAAUCUUACAUUCAAUGCAUAAAUACCAGCCUCGUGUUCAUGUCAUCCGCAAAGAUUUCAGCAGUGAUCUUUCUCCUACAAAACCAGUUCCUUCAGGAGAUGGGGUGAAAACUUUUAACUUCCCUGAGACAGUUUUCACCACAGUGACAGCCUACCAAAAUCAACAGAUCACCAGAUUAAAAAUUGACAGAAACCCCUUUGCUAAAGGUUUCAGAGAUUCUGGGAGAAACAGGACGGGGCUGGAGGCCAUUAUGGAGACCUACGCCUUCUGGAGGCCCCCCGUGCGCACUCUCACCUUUGAAGACUUCACUACCAUGCAGAAGCAGCAAGGAGGCAGCACAGGAACCUCCCCAACCACCUCCAGCACAGGGACCCCAUCACCAUCUGCUUCCUCUCACCUUCUCUCUCCAUCCUGCUCUCCUCCGGCCUUUCAUCUGGCCCCCAACACUUUCAAUGUUGGCUGCAGGGAGAGUCAGCUUUGCAACCUCAACUUGUCUGAUUAUCCCCCAUGUGCCAGAAGCAACAUGGCUGCAUUGCAGAGCUACCCAGGGCUGAGUGAUGGUGGCUACAAUCGGCUGCAGAGCAGCACUGCUUCUGCCUCGCAGCCCUCUGAAACCUUCAUGCCUCAGAGGACUCCAUCCUUGAUCUCAGGAAUGCCAGCUCCUUCCUCCCUGCCCAGCAACAGCAAGAUGGAGGCAUACAGUGGCCAGCUGGGAUCUUUCCCCAGCUCUCAGUUUCAGUAUGUCAUGCAAGCAGGCAACCCUGCCUCCACCUCCUCCUCUUCACACAUGUUUGGUGGUGGCCACAUGCAGCAGAGCUCCUACAACGCCUUCUCCCUGCACAAUCCCUACAACCUCUAUGGAUACAAUUUCCCUGCUUCCCCCAGGCUGGCAGCAAGCCCAGAGAAACUCACCACCUCCCAAAGCACUUUACUCUGCUCUUCCCCAUCCAGUGGGGCCUUUGGAGAGAGGCAAUACCUUUCCACAGGAAUGGAACACGGGAUGCACAUGAUCAGCCCUCCCUCCAGCAACCAGCAGACAGCCAACACCUGUGACAACAGACAGUAUGGUGCAGUUCAGGGCUCCUCCUCACAGAUGUCAGUGCACAUGGUCUAACAAGCCAUGCCUCUCCUUGGCAUCGGAGGCAGCC
This is a messenger RNA of Pipra filicauda (Wire-tailed manakin), 1840 nucleotides long. RefSeq names its product T-box transcription factor 15 (gene TBX15). Bases 1 to 1806 code for a protein of 601 amino acids. The transcript has 8 exons. NCBI's taxonomy places the organism in Eukaryota, Metazoa, Chordata, Aves, Passeriformes, Pipridae. Gene Ontology annotation, molecular function: RNA polymerase II cis-regulatory region sequence-specific DNA binding; DNA-binding transcription factor activity, RNA polymerase II-specific. Gene Ontology annotation, biological process: regulation of transcription by RNA polymerase II; cell fate specification; positive regulation of DNA-templated transcription. The record is from RefSeq and is a predicted model, not a curated record. Gene Ontology annotation, cellular component: nucleus.